GCUGCGCGUGGGGCUUGCGUGAGGCUGUGGCGGCCAUCUUAGAAGCUCCCUGAUGCAGCCUCAGCCGCCUGGCUCCGGGCUCGGGAAGUGAGGGCAGGAACCGGCCGUGAAGCCGGGGCGGCCAUCUUAACUCACCAAGGAGACAGGCCAGGUCCCGGGGGAGGAGGAGAGGGGCCCGGGCUCCCCGAAUCCAGGCACCAUGUCUGAGACAUACGAUUUUCUGUUCAAGUUUUUGGUAAUUGGCAGUGCGGGGACUGGGAAAUCCUGCCUCUUGCACCAGUUCAUCGAGAGUAAAUUUAAGCAAGACUCCAAUCACACCAUAGGGGUGGAGUUUGGCUCUCGGAUUGUCAACGUUGGAGGUAAAUCGGUUAAACUGCAGAUUUGGGACACAGCGGGACAGGAGAGAUUCAGGUCUGUUACCCGCAGUUACUACCGAGGAGCAGCAGGGGCGCUGCUUGUUUAUGACAUAGCAAGUCGGGAGACUUACAACGCUCUCACCAACUGGCUGACAGAUGCCAGGACUCUGGCCAGUCCCAACAUCAUCAUCAUUCUGUGUGGCAACAAGAAGGAUUUGGAUGCAGACAGAGAGGUUACCUUUCUGGAGGCUUCACGUUUCGCCCAGGAGAAUGACCUGAUGUUUUUGGAAACGAGUGCUCUCACUGGAGAGAAUGUAGAAGAAGCUUUCUUAAAAUGUGCUCGGACAAUAUUAAAUAAAAUAGAUACAGGAGAGCUUGACCCUGAGAGAAUGGGAUCUGGCAUCCAGUAUGGAGACGCUUCUCCGCGACACAUUAAGCACACGCAUGGGACCCAAGCACACAACCGGCAGCAAUGUAGCUGUUAAUAGUAAAGAGCUUCUGACAGACAUCCUGUCCUCUGUAUACAUCCACUUGGGACUAACCGUCCGCUCCCCUCUGACUUAUUGCACUCAUCCUGAAUGAAGGAUUCCCCAUUUGUCUUGUUCACUGUUACUUUUUGUGUGUAGAAGCCCCAUGUGACGGCGUGGCUCCUGAUACGGCUCCUAGCGCACCAUACCAAUGCGGAGAAAUCUCACUGGUCAGCCACUCUGCAUCUGCCUUGGGAUUCCUAAAUAUGUGAAAAAUUGGGGUCAGCACCCUCAGGCAGGGCGUGGAAAACCAGAAAUCCGAUCACACACACAUUUAUAUACAAGCAUUGAGAGGUAUAUAUAUUACAAAUGUAUGAGCAUGCGCAGAUAUUUUACUGUAUAUCAGCAAUGGCUAACCUUUCUGAACUCCAUUUCCCAUGAUGUUAAGCUAUCCUCUCGGAUGACUGAGCAACAUGGGAGUUAGAGUUCACUGAUAUCUGAAGCUCGGCCUCUUCCCGUGUAUCACAAUGAUUGCAGGGGCCGGUUCCUCAAUAUUUGAAGCAAGUGUUAUCCGUUUCAGGAAAAGCCCUGUCUAAUGUAUGUAUGGCACGUCCUCAACCCCCUAAAUCCCUUAACCAUACAAUAUUCCAACUCAAGCAGUAAUGAUUAGAAUUCAAUCAGCAGAAAUGUGUAAUCUAAUGUUUCAAGGGCUCCACCUUGUAUUGCACCCCCUUUGGCACAGGAACGGUUAUUUACGAAGUUUUACAUGUGACUGCCUCGCUCUUAUUCUGUCGAUGUCUGCAUUUUUAUUUUUUUGGGUUUUGCUGUAGUUUAAUUGAAAUUCCCAUUUCCAUGCUGUUUUUUUAUUUUUUUCAUUUAAAUCAAAUGCAGAAAAUAUGUUCUUAUAAAGACGUCAACCUA
Pelobates fuscus (common spadefoot toad) is the source of this 1744-nucleotide messenger RNA. RefSeq names its product RAB4B, member RAS oncogene family (gene RAB4B). The record is from RefSeq and is a predicted model, not a curated record. Bases 200 to 841 code for a protein of 213 amino acids. NCBI's taxonomy places the organism in Eukaryota, Metazoa, Chordata, Amphibia, Anura, Pelobatidae. The transcript has 8 exons. Gene Ontology annotation, molecular function: GTP binding; GTPase activity. Gene Ontology annotation, biological process: vesicle-mediated transport; regulation of endocytosis; Rab protein signal transduction. Gene Ontology annotation, cellular component: plasma membrane; recycling endosome; insulin-responsive compartment.